Symbiodinium pilosum is the source of this 252-nucleotide messenger RNA. NCBI's taxonomy places the organism in Eukaryota, Dinophyceae, Suessiales, Symbiodiniaceae. The record is from the annotation of a GenBank genome assembly.
AUGGUGGUCAUUUCUUUCAAGUAUCCACGCGCGACCGGUGGAAGUAAUGCCCUCUCCGAAGCCGUUCCCCUUCCCUGGGACCCCGACCACAUGGUGAGGCAAGUGCUGGAUGUCUACAAAGCUCUGCUCAUCUGUCGCCUUGACCCGGAGUGGCGUGGUGAUGAUGGUGGUGUUUAUGUCGGGCGUGGGGACGUCCACACCACGUGCUCAGUCUUCUGCGAGUCAUACCGGGAUACUCUGGAUCGUCAGGGA